Messenger RNA from Culicoides brevitarsis, 1362 nucleotides. RefSeq names its product POC1 centriolar protein homolog (gene Poc1). The transcript is spliced from 4 exons. The record is from RefSeq and is a predicted model, not a curated record. Gene Ontology annotation, molecular function: protein binding. NCBI's taxonomy places the organism in Eukaryota, Metazoa, Arthropoda, Insecta, Diptera, Ceratopogonidae. Gene Ontology annotation, cellular component: ciliary basal body; centriole. The coding region runs from base 81 to 1289 and encodes 402 amino acids. Gene Ontology annotation, biological process: cilium assembly.
CAACGAACUUUUUGUUUUUCUUUGUUUUUGUGCUUCAAAUCCCAUUUUAUAUUUCAAAAAUACACAAAAACAAACAAAAUAUGGGAGAUCCUUCUUUAAUGAAACAUUUCAAAGGUCACACAAAAGCUGUAACUGGGAUCGUCUUCAAUCCGUUGAAAAAUGAGAUUCUUUCGUGUUCUUCCGACAAAUCCGCCAUCAAAUGGAAUUUCGAUCAAUCGCUGCGUUGCAUAAAAUUCGAAGCGCACACCGAAUCCGUGAACGAUAUUGCUUGGGCGCCCGAUGGAUCGAUCAUGGCAACAGCUUCCAGCGACAAAACUGUUCGAAUUUGGGUUCCGACACUUCGUGGCGCCUCCGAUUUAUUUCGCGCACACACAAAACCCGUUCGUUCUGUGGAUUUCAGCUCAUCCGGGCGUAAAAUGAUCACCGGAUCUGAUGACAAAUCUUUGAAAUUGUGGCGUGUGUCGCAGCGAUAUUUCCUCUCGUCGUACACCGGGCACACAAAUUGGGUGCGAUGUGCUCGUUUUUCGCCCGAUGACAUGGUAAUUGCCUCGUGUGCCGAAGAUAAAACCCUCAAAUUGUGGGAUACGCGAACGACGGAUUGCAUUCACACGUUCACCGAUCAAAAAGGAUGGGGCAAAAAAGUGGCUUGGCAUCCAGAGGGAACUCUCGUUGCGAUCGGGUUGAAUAAUAGUCGCGUGAAAAUCUACGAUUUGAAGAUGCAAAAGUUGAUUCAGUAUUACCGCGUGAACGAAGAUGCGAUAAAUUCGUUGGAUUUCCAUCCGAAUGGGAACUACAUGAUUGCCGGAAGUGACGACAGCCAAAUAAAAAUCCUGGAUUUGCUCGAGGGACGUCAAUGUUACACGAUUACAGGACACGAUGGACCCGUAACUGCUGUGAAAUUCUCCAAAGAUGGCUCGCAUUUCGCUACUGGAGGCGCAGAUUGUCACAUCAUGCUUUGGCGAUCAAAUUUCGACAAAGAAGUCUCAAUAAGCGACUCAUCGAUCGAAAAUUUGCAAAAAGAGAUAAACCUCAAGACGAUAAACGACGAAAAUACCGAAGAAAAUGAGCCACAAGAACCUUCAAAGGCCGAAGAUGACGACAGCGUGAUAAUAGACCCUCGAAAAUCCGAAAAUUACGAAUUAUCAGACAUCAUAGAGGAAACUUCAACAAAUCCACAAAUUAAUGAGCUUCGAGCUGAUAUGAGGAAGAUUCGUGAAGAAGUUGAGUAUUUGAAGGCAAAAAUGGCGGAAAUGGAUAAACGUGUAAACAAUAGAAUUAGAUUUGAAUGAGGAUCAAAUCAGCUGAAACAGGAAAAUAAGACUGGAAUAAGUGCCAAAUGUAUUUUUUAAAGAUAAUAUUUAA